AUGAAUAUUGAAACAUUCGUAUUCUUUGAUUUAGAAACAACAGGUUUACCAAGUAAAGAGAAUCCUGCUAAAAUUACGGAACUCUCGUUUUUAUGUGUAUCACGUCGUGAUAUAGAAAGAUCGGAUCUUAAAAAGUUGCCUCCUGUCAGUAAAUUAUCCCUUCUAUUUAACCCACAGAAAGAGAUAGUACCACAGGUUGUCAGAUUGACGGGCUUAUCAAAGAGUAUUCUGUCGAAUCAACCUAUUUUCGGUGAUAAAAUAAAAUGUAUUAACAGUUUUCUAGAGCUACCGAAGCCUGUCUGCUUGGUAGCGCACAAUGGUGAUCGAUUUGAUUAUAAAAUUAUAAAAAGUGAAUAUAAGAACGAGAAUACACACUUACCAGUGGAUCUACUUUGUGUGGAUUCAUUAAAAGCUUUUAAGGACAUCUUUGAAAAUGUUAAUUUUCAUUCAGAAAGCUUAAACAAUAGAGCUGCCUCUGACAGAAGCAACACAGAAGUAGAUGAUUCAUUGUGGCCGGAUUUAGAUGUGACUCCAGAGGAUUGGAAGGAAAUUGACGAUUUAAUUGAAUCAUUUUCAACGUUAACGCCGAAGGCUAAAAUUAAAAAGACGAAACAAAAAAUGAGUUAUACUUUAGCUAAUAUUUAUAAAACAUUGUUAAAAAAGGAACCGAUCGGUUCCCAUAGAGCUGAAGCUGAUUGUGUGAUGCUUUUGGAAUGUAUAAUAGCCACAAAGGCUCAUUUUUUGAAAUGGGCAGACAAUAAUUGUAAACUUUUAAGCUCAAUUUAA
Molecule: messenger RNA, 786 nt
Organism: Melitaea cinxia (Glanville fritillary)
Lineage: Eukaryota; Metazoa; Arthropoda; Insecta; Lepidoptera; Nymphalidae
Product: three-prime repair exonuclease 1-like
Exons: 1
Coding region: 1-786 (261 amino acids)
Biological process (GO): DNA catabolic process
Cellular component (GO): cytoplasm
Molecular function (GO): nucleic acid binding; 3'-5'-DNA exonuclease activity
Source: RefSeq, a predicted model, not a curated record